Molecule: messenger RNA, 2109 nt
Organism: Diabrotica virgifera virgifera (western corn rootworm)
Lineage: Eukaryota; Metazoa; Arthropoda; Insecta; Coleoptera; Chrysomelidae
Exons: 1
Coding region: 85-2016 (643 amino acids)
Cellular component (GO): membrane
Molecular function (GO): ligand-gated monoatomic ion channel activity
Source: RefSeq, a predicted model, not a curated record
CAGCCGUUGUUUAAAAUUAUGGAUUUAAUUAAGUUAUAUUAAAAAAUUCUUUAUUUUAAAACGUAAAAUAAAUACUAGCUGGCCAUGAUUAUUUUCUUGUUAGUCUUUGAAAUGGUAGUAGCGAGCCGAAUGUUUCUUCAAGGGCAAGAAGAAGAUGUUCAAACUAGAGUUUCUUUAAGUGAGUGUAUUGUAGAAGCUUGCAAAAAAUAUUUUAACGAACCCUUCCAGGUUAUAAGUUACAUGCUACCUACAGCUGACAUGCAAAAUCAUGUUGCGUCUUAUUUUGUCAUAACUCAUCAGGUUCUGAGAGCGUUGGAAAGUGAAGCACGAUGGAAUAUCAUGAUUAAAAGCUUGAUUGGAAAAGCUUAUCCGUUUAAGUUUGUUACCAAAACCACCGGGUACAUCAUGCAAAUUAGAGGAAGUGGUGAAGUUGCUAAUAGUCUAAAGAUACUUAAAAAAAUAUUGGAUUGGAACCCCCACGCUAAGUUUAUCGUGGUCUCCACUACUGCAUUUGACGAUCCAGUUCAAGUAGCUACAGACAUGACGAAUGACAUGAUGAAGUACCAGAUUCUAAACGGCGUAAUUAUGCUCUCUAAUCCAGAAAAUAGAUCUGUUUUCAAUGUUUACUCCUGGGAGCCAUACAGUAACAGAAGUUGUGGUGACAAUUAUGAGCACACGUCCAUUGAUCGUUGUUCGUAUGGAAACACUGAAAGUGACGUAUCUUGGUUCACCAACAAAUUCCCUACAGACUUUUAUAACUGUACUCUUAAGGUUCUUUAUACCAGAUGGGCACCAUUCGUAACCAUAGACAAUCCAAGGUUCAAAAAAUCCAGCUCCACUGAUGCUCAAGGUAUCGAAGUCAAUGUAAUUAAUAUGAUAUCUGAAAUCUUGAACCUAUUUGCAGUAUACCAAGAAGAUGAUCUGGACGGCUAUGGUACUGUGUACGAUAAUGGUACUACUACAGGAGGAUUUACUCUCUUGAGUAAUAACGAAGCCGACGUUAUGAUCGGAGGGUAUGAUAAAAGUUUUGGAAAAAUGUUCUAUAUGGAUACCAGCAAAACUUAUAUACAGGAUACUUUGAUUUGGUGCGUUUCUCACGAACGUACCGACCAAGGAUUGAGGCCGAUGGUAGUAAUCUUGUCCGUAGAAGUGUGGAUAGCCUUCGGGACAGUAUUUUUUGUUACCACUUUGGUGCUGUGGUGUCUAAGUAAAAAAAGUACCACUGAGUCUUCAACUUACAAAGAUUUAACCAAGUGUUUUUUGACGACUUUUUUGGUUGUCAUUGGAUUUGGAGCAAAUGAUCUACCCAGAGCAGGACUAAUUAGGUACUUUAUGGGUCUUUUUAUAGUAUUCAAUCUAUUCAUAAAUAUUAUCUACACAAGCUAUCUAACCAGUAGUCUAUCCAGUCAGAGUUUCGGAGAAAAAUUUAGCAAAAUGGAAGACAUAUACAAAUAUAAAUUAACUACUUACUUUUUGCGAGAUACAGAAAGGUACUUCUCACCGUAUACAAAAGAUGAAGACAACUAUAUUCAAUCAGUACCAAUCAGAACUAUUCUAGACAACUGGAGAACCUGCGUGAACAUAUCGUAUUGCUUCGAACAGAUUUUAGAAGGGAACCAUAAUGCUUUUUGUGUAACUGAACUUCACAAAGAGUAUAUCUUUAGUGGAUCCGGAGAGCUAUCUCAGAGCAAGGAAAAACCAUACUGUUUGAACAAACCGGUGAUCAAAAUACCUGUCAACAUAGUAAUGAGAAAAGGGUUUAACCUUUAUAACGUAUUCCAGUCAUACCUGGAUAGAAUCACCAGUGCUGGGUUUAUUACCAAGUGGAAAAAGGAUAUUUUGUACCGGAAGUAUGAAAAGAGUUCUUCGAAUGCCAAGCUCAUAACGUUUGGCAACUUAGUUUUGGUUUUCCAGUUUGUUGCAUUUGUGCAGCUUCUAUCUAUAAUAGUUUUUAUUGCAGAAUUGGUGUUUUAUAAAAGCAGUCAUGAUAUUUCGGCUUGCCUGGCCACUCAUUAGUGCCUAUAUGUUACAAACUAUAGAUAUAAUUUCGUAUACAGUAAAUUUCACCAGCAGUAGAAUUUGUGGUUUACACUUUAAACAAAAUAUGGC